UACUAUAGGUGGUAUUGGACAGGCGGCCGACUACACUAUCGAAAUGGAAAGGCGAAUGACCCCCUGACUGAGCGAAUGUAAAACGUACGAUGUUACGAUACGACAUCGAAACAAAAAAAAAUCAUCUAUCCAAAGAUUCCUCAAUGAAUAUCGAUGGAAACACGCAGAUACUUGCACGAUUUUCUGCUGAUAAGAAAUUGAAAAAUUUUUAAGAAAUGUAGCAGCGUAGAUAAAAGAAAAUUGAAAUUUGAUGAAAUUAAUUAAUUAGAUGAAACGAAACUAUUCUGAAUAAAAUGUCCCUCUUUCCCUUCCGAUUGAGAAGUUGAAUUUGAUCCAUACUAAAGAAUGGCUGAUACUGUCGAAACCAUACAUCUGGACCAAAUGGAAACAAAAUCUUCCCAGCAUAUCAACGAUCUACGACUGGAAAACUUGUUUUGCGAUGUGUGUUUUAACGUCAACGGUACCAUUAUGCCUUGUCACCGGUUGGUUUUGGCUGCGGCAUCUCCUUACUUCAAGACUAUGUUUAAUGGGAAUUUUAAAGAAAGUAAUUCCGGAACUAUUACCAUCAACGAUAUUGAAACUGAAACAUUCGAAGAAAUUCUCAACGCUGUGUACACAGCCAACAUUCGUCUCCAUCCCAGUAACGCGUAUUUCAUCUUGAGAUCCAGUCACUUAUUACAGCUGGAAAUUAUAGAAGACGCGUGUGUUUCUUAUAUCAUAAAGAAUCCUAAAAUCAACUAUUUGAUUGAUGCCUGUGUAUUCGCUCGAAAUAUCAACAAAGAUGAAUUAUUUUUCACUUGUGUACAGUCGAUCGUCGCUAACGUUGUCGAAUAUGCAAAGACAGAUUCUUUCGAAAACAUUCCAAUCGAUGUUCUACAAAAUAUUUUAAGCAGACUUGAUAUUAAAGAGAACGAAGAAGAAUCAAUCAUUUUGUUGAUAAUGAAAUGGGUCAAAGAGAAUAAAACUAGCCGUAAAGAUACACGAAUGCUUCUACAUACGACUUCUUUGAAAACUACCAAGUUAAUGAAUUCGUCAGUGAUGUGUGAAUUAUUAAUUACCUGCGACGAUAAACGUAUAAAUGCGGACAAUAAACACACUCCAGAAUUGGAUUGCAAAUGCUAUGAUGCUAGUUUACCCUUGAAUUUGUAUUUGAACGUUAUCAACGUGAAAACUGGCCAACUUGGAUGGAGCGUUUUAAAAAUGAGCGGUGAUUUCAAUAAAUACGUUUUAUCGCCGUUCUAUCCAACUAACUCUUGUCGCAAAAAAGUCUGUAGAGUUGGAACGAAACUAUAUUGCUUUGAAUAUUUCGAAUAUAUGGGAUGCAGAAACGUUUUCUCAUAUUUCGACGAAGACGGCGUUAGAAUUUUCCUCUCAACGCCCCCGGACGUUUUGAUCACUCAAUUUGAAAUCGCAGCUAUGGGAACGUCGAUAUUUCUUAUGGUGAAAACUCGCUUCUUCUCGAUUUGGCUGUACGAGUGUGAGCGGGAUACUUGGCAAAAUAUAUUGCCGAGAAAGAAACACGAAAACAUUUACUGUAACGUAAUUGCGUGUACUUUUUCCGAUGGCAUUUUUUAUGUCGUUGCCCGGAGAAAUAAGGCCACCAAGAACGUUAUAUUUGGUUCGCAGUAUUAUAUAUUUUCAAUCACUUGCCGAGCUUUGAUUGUUAGAUUGUUGGCAAAAAUACCAGCGAGAUCGUAUGAAUGCUCAUUCAUACAUGUAUACGAUGAUAAAAUAGCAAUUUCUGGGGCCAAUCAUUCGAACGAUAUUCACGACAAGUUUUUGAUUUUUGACCUUUUGGAAAGCCAAUGGUUGGCUGGUUUGAAAGAAAUGAACGAAGGUCGAGUGAAUUUUCGCUUAUUUCAUUACAAUAGCUGCGUGUACGCGGUGGAAAAUGGUCGAGCUAUGAUUAAGAAUGAAAAAUAUGAUUGCUCUUCGAACAAAUGGGUUGAUUUACCACAUCUGCCAAAACGAAUUACAGUUUCUGAUAUGAAUGAUGUAGUGGCUACCGGAGAAGUGUUUGGUGUUGAGGUAAAUCCGUAAUGAUGAAUGAACGCUGUAUUUUUGUUUUUUAAAAUUAAUUCAUUAAUUAAUUUGUUCUGUUUUUAUUGUGAAACAAUGUUCAUUGUUUUGCGUUGUUGAUUCCUAGACUGUAUCUUAGCUUUUUGAUACUAUGCUUUUUAUAUAUUUUUAAUUUCUUGUGCUAUGUUUGUAAGCACCUACCCUUGUAUUCUCAGGAAUUUUCGAUACGUCGCAAUUCUGUUUUUGAAGUUUAAUAUAUUUUUUUAAAAUAA
This is a messenger RNA of Planococcus citri (citrus mealybug), 2291 nucleotides long. Its product is annotated as kelch repeat and BTB domain-containing protein 3-like. Lineage: Eukaryota; Metazoa; Arthropoda; Insecta; Hemiptera; Pseudococcidae. Gene Ontology annotation, molecular function: protein binding. The transcript is spliced from 2 exons. The record is from RefSeq and is a predicted model, not a curated record. The coding region runs from base 346 to 2040 and encodes 564 amino acids.